CUCUACUUCUGGCUUACGAAUGUCCUUUUGUUUGCACCGACUAGCUUCCUGUUUUGGGACUUUUGUUCUGGGCUGGUUGUGUGACGUCACAAGGCGGCGCCACGCUGCUGCGUUUCGACUGAAGAGAGAGAAGCGAAUGAGAUCCAUGUGACACACUGUUGUAAAGAUGGCGGUUUUUAAAGUGGAGAGUGAAGACAUGAGGAUUGAGGAAUCGUUCAGAGUCAAACACGAGGAGGCCGAGGAACAAACAGAAGCUCCAAAGUCUUGUCCAGCCAAACUUCGUAUCAUUCUUCAAGACCAUGACAUUCGCAAACUGGACUUGCCUCAGGGAAUCCCUGAGACUGUGAGUGAACUCGAGUCUAUUGUGAGGAAGACAUUUGUCCUCAAUGGGAACUUUACUUUGCAUUAUAAGGAUGCUGAUUUCGGGGAGGAAUAUUUCUCUCUUACCUCAACAAGUGACAUUAAAGACAAGGACACAAUUAAGGUGAUUCACAUUGUUGAACCUCCCACACUUACUUUGACUUUUACUGAUGUGGAGAAUUCCUUUAAAAGUGCAUCAAAGACCUGCAUCCAAACCUCUGUCCACACCUCAGUGACCGACAUCUAUCCUUCUAUCAGCAGUUCCUUUUCUGAAUCGCAGGAUACACUGAUACUUCCAUCACCUGAACACAAGACUCAGCGUUCACAACGUUGGCCUACUGAAUUCUCAGUACCUCGCUUUGCCUAUGAUACAGAACUUGUGCUUGCCGCAGGAAGUGAGGCUUUCAGGAAGGAUGGAACCCAACUCAACUUUACACCAAUCCUUCCAGACAUCCUAGAGAAAUUAGCUGAAAACAUCUUUCAGUAUGUGGCCUACCCAACAAGCGCGCAGUUAUCUGAUGUUGCUGAGGCUCUGGUUCAGAAAUAUCCCUGCCUUAAAGAACCGGGCUCAUAUAAUGGAUGCUAUGGAUGGCGACAGAGACUAAAAUAUAAAAUGGGCAACUAUAGAGCAAAACUGAGAGGCCUUGGAUGCCCCGAGCUCGAUGUUAACUCUCUCAAAAAGAAGCGAGCACAUGAAAGAGCACCUGCAAAAAAUAUUAAAAAACCAAGAAAAGCAGAGGUGAACUUUUUACCCCCUCACCCACAUGGAGAAACUGAAGAAAGCUUGGAAAAUGAAAGGGUCGAGCUCCUUAAUGAAAUAAUUAGGGGUGUGGACCAUCAAAUAAUCAGUGAAAAAAUGGCAAAGACAUUCUCUAUUCGCAGGCAGGAAAUUGUCAGUCAAGCAAGACCAUUAAAUGACUUAAAAUACAGAUGGCCUGCACUUUUUGAUCCAGCACAGAUAAACGAAGAAUUCAGAAGGAUCACCACUGUUGACCUGGAGGCAACGUUCAUGGCAAAACUGGACCAGUACUCUCCUAAAUUAAUGUCCUUGGUGUUCUCAAGGGGACGGUCUUCAAAAAUCAGUAUUCAGCAUAUUAAGAACAUGCUACUAGAGGAUUAUUCUUUGGAAAGAAGGAGAGAGGCUGCUAUCCGUUCCUUAGUGGUGUAUUUCAGAGAAAACGAGGAAGAGCUGUUUAAAGAACAUUCGGAUUACGGGGAUAUUUCCAAUGAAGUGAUGAAGAUUAUUAUAACUAGAGGUUCCACAAUAUCAGAACCAGCCACUGCAAGAAUUGUGAUUGAGGGAACAGUAGUCCAGCAAGACCUGGACGUACCCAGGGCCUGUGCAUUGCUAAUGGGACUAAUAUAUGCACUCAACCUCAGCUACCCAAAAGAACUGAAAAACACUUUUGAGGCAUUUCAAAAGAUCUUUCUUGAGCUGGAUGAUAUGAAAUCUUGCCCAAAGGUAAUAUCUCUAAAAAACAAAUUGUUGUACUAAAAGUGUGAGAAAUUAGGCUGUUGUCAUCAAAUUUAGAUUUGAUGUGAAGAAGUUAAGUUGUGCAUACAAUUACAGCAUCUGUGCUCUUGAAAGUUGGCAGUUAAAAAAAAACUGAAAACUAAAACAACAGCCCAAGCAAGAAUGGCAUUAGUGUUAGCUAGGAUGUACACAAGUGAACUGCCAAUGAGUGUUGUUGAAAUUUCUCAUGUUUUCUUUGUUCUUUUUGAAAGUAAAACCACAUUUACUUAGAAAAUAACUUUGAAAAACAUCUUUUAUUUCAUGAUUGCUUUUGGCAACACUAAAUCUGUGGAUACUCCUUUUCAUCUAAAUUGUGAAGCGCUGUAUGCAGUCCUCCAAAAUCCACCAUCAGAAAACUCCUGCUAAGAGCCUGCAAACCUUUGAUGAUUACCAAAUUAUUUGGACCAAAAAAAAAGUUGCCACUACUUUUAUAUUAAACAGUUGUUAAUACUGGAAUUGUAAUGUCUUAUUUGUUUCUACUGAAGUGAAAUAAAUAAGCAGUACUCAGAAAAUAAUGUAACAUUUUGCAUGGACAUGACUGAGUCAAAUCUAAAACUGUAUACACGCAUCCUGAAAAAUUGGUUGCUCUCUACAAGAACGGGUCAUAAUUUUUUCCCAACAAAGAUCAUGUCAUUUUAGUUUUUAUCACAAAAUGGCGGAAGACAGUAACUCUGGGAGAAGAAUUGAGUAAAUUGUUUUCUUUGUACACAAAAGUAUUCUUAUAGCUUCAGAAAAUUACAGUUGAACCACUGAUGUCACAUGUCCUUGCUAUGUUUCUGGACCUGGGAACAUUGUGGUUGCAUUGCUGUCUAUGAAGGGACCGAGAGCUCUCAGAUUUUAUACAAUAAAAAAAUAUAUAUAUAUAUUUAUGUUCUGAAGAGAUUUACUCUUCAGUCAGUACAAUAUCCACAUUUAUCUGUCAACACUUGACCUAAUGUCAGUCAACCUCCUGAAGUCCUUUAACAUCAGCCCUUAGUUUUCACAUUUACUGAAUGUGGAGUUUAUUACACAUCACACAGUUUUCACCAUUUGUAAAAUGAGGCACCGUAAAAUCAAGCUUCCAUGUUCACCAUAUUUAUUGACCUCUAUGUAUAUGUGUUGCUCUUUUGUUUGGAUGUAAAUAAAACCACCACUUCGAGAGGAAGUGAGAACCUUGUAACUGUUAAGCAAUGUUGGAACAAUUGUGUUUUGGGAAUAACCUAUAACAAGUUUUGAGCAAUACAUUUUUUCUUCCAUGUGUGCUGCGCUAUAAGUCAUCCAUAGUCUGCCUCAUGAAACCAACAGUAGACAAUAGUAACUAACAACUACUAAUGAACACUAUGAAUAGAUAAAGUGCAAUAAAAUGAAGAAUUAAAGUGAAAA
Messenger RNA from Carassius gibelio (silver crucian carp), 3235 nucleotides. RefSeq lists its product as uncharacterized. The transcript is spliced from 6 exons. The coding region runs from base 167 to 1855 and encodes 562 amino acids. Lineage: Eukaryota; Metazoa; Chordata; Actinopteri; Cypriniformes; Cyprinidae. The record is from RefSeq and is a predicted model, not a curated record.